AUGGUUGACACAGUUCUGAAGAAGAUGUUGAUAGACAAAGACGUGGAAAACGCCAAAGCCUACACCCGCAACAAGAUAGCCGAACUCUUGCAGAACAAGAUAGACCUCAGUCUGCUGGUUCAAACCAAAAGCCUAGGCAAGUUAGACUAUGACACGAAACUGCCUCACGUGGAGUUGGCGAAGAAGCUGCGGAAGAGAGACCCCGGCACAGCUCCCAACGUGGGAGACCGCAUUUCUUACGUAGUGGUGCAGGGGUCGAAGGGGCAGGCGCAGUACGAACGAGCUGAGGAUCCGUUGUUUGUUUUAGAAAACAAUUUGCCAAUUGACACUCAACACUACCUUGAAACCCUCAAGGGGCCCCUCAUGCGCAUCUUCGAAGGCGUUAUGACUGACCCUGAAAGCCUAUUCAGCGGCAUGCACACUUUAAAAAAGACCUUAACUGUAUCGAGUCAAGGCGCCCUGUCGAAGUUUAUCAAGAAAGGGGUCCAGUGCGUUGGCUGUCGCGUCACCAUCGGCGAAGGGGCCCUUUGCAAGCACUGUCAGACGAAAGAGGGAGAGAUAGCCGCAGCGAAGGCGGCUGAAGUGCAGGCUUUGGAGCGGGAGCACAACGCCCUUUGGACCGAAUGCCAAAGAUGUCAGGGCUCGCUGCUGCAAGAUGUAAUUUGCAUAAAUCGUGACUGUCCGAUUUUCUAUCGGAGAGCGAAAGUGAAGAAAGAAGUGGGGGCAUUGCAGGAGACCCUUCAGCGUCUCCACCUAACCAAUGACUGGUGA
Messenger RNA from Eimeria maxima, 771 nucleotides. RefSeq names its product DNA polymerase , related. Gene Ontology annotation, molecular function: DNA-directed DNA polymerase activity; DNA binding; 3'-5'-DNA exonuclease activity. Bases 1 to 771 code for a protein of 256 amino acids. The record is from RefSeq and is a predicted model, not a curated record. The transcript has 6 exons. Gene Ontology annotation, biological process: nucleotide-excision repair, DNA gap filling; DNA-templated DNA replication; DNA replication proofreading. Gene Ontology annotation, cellular component: delta DNA polymerase complex. Lineage: Eukaryota; Apicomplexa; Conoidasida; Eucoccidiorida; Eimeriidae.